AUGGAGGACGCAGCCUCUGGGUACCCGGGCAGCCUCUUGCUCAGGAGCCAUGCUCACAUAGAGGCAAGGCUCACAGAGAGCACCCGGGCGAUUUUGCAAUCCUGGCCGCUAUUUCUGUGCCGUUGGAGUUUAAACUUUGCCACUCGGGUCAGGGUGAGGAGGAGGAGGUGGCUGGACUCGGCGUCCGCCCCGCUGCGUGUGCCGAGGGGGUUCAGAAGCCAGGACGGAUCCGCUGGUUUGGGAUCUCACACAGCCAUGGCCUCCACUGUGGGUAGCCUCGACAGCCUCGACCUGCUGGACCUCCUCUUCGACCGCCAGGACGGGAUCCUCCGUGGCGUGGAGCUGGGGACAUCCCCGGGCACCUGGCACGAGGAUGGGCGCGCUCGGGACGGCGAUGACUUCCUCAGCUCCAUCCUGGGCUCUGGGGACUCAGCAUCCGACUCUCCCAGCUGGUCCCCAGCCGCCAGCGACAGCGGGGUCUCCGAGGACCCCUCCUCCGACCACCUCGACAGCCCCCCGGGGUGCUGCGACGGGGGGCUCGGCGAGGCCCCGUACCCCUACGCCAACCCCUGCCAGGUGCUGCCGCUCCCCGGGGGCACUGGGGCCCCGCGCCCCGAGGUCUCCAUUGACCUGGACAUGUGGCACCCCGGCUUCUUCAUGGAGGAGGGCCGGGACCUGCCCGUGGUCUCCGCACCCGCGUCCUGCACCCUCACCGUCAAGGACCUGCUGCUCUCAGGCAGCUCUGACGCUCAGCCGCAGGCGCCCAGCUCCCUGCUGAGGCAGAGCCAGGGCCAGUUCCAGGAGCUGGUGCUGACGGAGGACGAGAAGAAGCUGCUGGCGAAGGAGGGGGUGUCCCUGCCCACGCAGCUGCCCCUCACCAAGUACGAGGAGCGGGUGCUGAAGAAGAUCCGUCGGAAGAUCAGGAACAAGCAGUCAGCGCAGGAGAGCCGCAAGAAGAAGAAGGAGUACAUCGACGGGCUGGAGAGCCGGAUGUCAGCGUGCACAGCCCAGAACCAGGAGCUGCAGAGGAAAGUCCUGCACCUGGAGAAGCAGAACUCGUCCCUCCUGGAGCAGCUGAAGAAACUCCAGGCCCUCGUGGUGCAGUCGAGCAACAAGGCAGCACAGACGGGGACCUGCAUCGCGGUCCUGCUGCUCUCCUUCGCGCUCAUCGUCUUCCCCUCCAUCAGCCCGUUCGCCCCGAGCAAGGCCGAGGCAGACGGGGACUUCGGACCGGUGCGAGUUUUCUCCAGGUCCCUGCACAACGCCGCUGCCUCCCGCGUGGCUUACGCGCAGCCCCGAGCCAGGGACGAGAAGCCCCCGGAGCCGCUGUGGUCGGAGCACGCAGGCGAAAGCCUCGAGACGCUGCACGAAGCUUUCAGCGGCCGCUCCUUCUCUCCGCGCCCGGACGAGGCUUCGCCCCGCAACAGCAGCCGGCCGCUCGCCUCCGACAGCCUGAGCCACGGGGACAGGGAGCGAGACGGAGCCACGUCGGGGGGUGGCAGCACGUCGGGGGGUGGCAGCACGUCGGGGGACGGCCUGGCAUCGCUCGCGUGGACCAAGGGCGACCACAGCAGCCGGCCCGCGGUGCUGGAGCCGGCCGAGGAGCUUUAA
Cygnus atratus (black swan) is the source of this 1611-nucleotide messenger RNA. It is a transcript of the gene CREB3L3, whose product is annotated as cAMP responsive element binding protein 3 like 3. Gene Ontology annotation, biological process: regulation of transcription by RNA polymerase II. Gene Ontology annotation, molecular function: DNA-binding transcription factor activity, RNA polymerase II-specific; RNA polymerase II cis-regulatory region sequence-specific DNA binding. Gene Ontology annotation, cellular component: nucleus. Lineage: Eukaryota; Metazoa; Chordata; Aves; Anseriformes; Anatidae. The record is from RefSeq and is a predicted model, not a curated record.